Messenger RNA from Anopheles aquasalis, 1861 nucleotides. Its product is annotated as retinaldehyde-binding protein 1-like. NCBI's taxonomy places the organism in Eukaryota, Metazoa, Arthropoda, Insecta, Diptera, Culicidae. Gene Ontology annotation, molecular function: phosphatidylinositol bisphosphate binding. Gene Ontology annotation, cellular component: membrane. The record is from RefSeq and is a predicted model, not a curated record.
GUCUACGGCGCUACAUCAGGUCACUCGUGGUCUGGCUGGCACCUGCGACACUCUAGUCCCGGACUUGUAACAGCCAACGGGCGUGCUUUUCGUUUCGCGUUUCGUACUCUCGCCAAACCGAGUGGCGUGGUGUGACCGUGCAUAUUUUUUUCUUACUAAAGCCGGCACCAGAGGAGAGCUGGGUGUGUGUUGAAAAAUCGUAAAGAACGUUUGGUGUUUGUUCUAAAACCGCGACGGUGAGGUGACGGUACAGAUCCCCCCCACAUCUCGGCUUGACGUAAUACCAGGAAGAACAAGAACGACAAUGAAGUACACCAAAGCCACGACGAAAGCGGAUGACUAUCGCUUCACCUUAUCCGACGAGCUGCGCCUCAUCGCUCACGAGGAGUUGCGAGAAACGCAAGCUACCCGCGACCACGCGCUACAGAUGCUGCGCGAGUGGGCAGAGAAGAAUCCGCGAAUCAGUAAAAUACGAAUGGAUGCAAACUUUUUCCUCAAAUUUCUUCGCGCCAAAAAGUUCCAAAUACCGGUCGUACAGGAAAACAUCGAGCGCUACGUGCUGUUGAGGAAUGCGUUCGAAGGUGCGUUCAAGAAUCUGGACUGCCGGCAUCCGAAGAUGGCGAAACUGUUGGAUCUCGGUUAUAUGUUCGCUCUGCCGGAACGUGACCGCCUGGGACGCCGAGUGAUUUUCUAUCGACCGGGUGUGUUCGAUUUGCGUGAGUUUACCAAUGCCGAUAUGCUAAAGAUUCAUGGCAUCUGCUACGAGACACUGAUAGCGAACGAGGAAAACCAGAUCCGUGGUUUCAUCCAUGCCGGCGUUGGGACGGGCAUUGGGUUGCAGUAUCUAUCCUUAUUCACAAUCAAGGAAGCCGUCAGAAUUGCUAAGAAUGGGGAGAAAAUUCUGCCGAUGCGUCACCGCGAGAUGUACGGUUGCAACAUCAAUCCUGCCAUGAAGAUCGCUGUCGAUUUCGGGAUGUCGCUCAUAUCGCAGAAGCUGCGCGAACGGAUCCGGCUCUACACUGACAUCAAGGAUAUCGAGCUGGAGAAACGACUACUGCCCAAGGAGUACGGCGGUGAAAUGCCAAUGGCCGAAAUGAUCAGACUGUGGAAAGAGGAAGUGGAAGCAUACCGAAGCCAGCUGCUGGCUGAUGACGAAAUGUCGGUCCACCUAAACAUGUACUCCGAUGCGGCCAAGGAGGGUUCUGUGGGAUCGCUGAAAGAACCGCUGAACGGAUGCACGGGUGCCGGUGAGAGUUCGACCUACGGAUUAGCGGGCAGUUUCCGAAAGCUUGAAGUCGAUUGAGAGUGCCGAUGUAGAAUGAGGUUUUGUGGACAGGUUCAUCAACAGAGUGGAGGGUUAUUGCAUACGCUAGGUUAGUCCCGACUAUAUAGAGCGCAUUGUAUAGUGAAGCAUAUUGGGCUUGAUAUUCGUUUUAUCAAAUAAUUCCUUUGUAGUCCUGUCGUAAAAAUUGACUCUCUUUUUUAUUUUACAUUCGCUAGGGGACAUUUCAGGUAAACAGGUGUCUUCUGAAGUUUGCACAGCAAAACAGAUAACUUUCGGACUGUACUAGGUGUAGUUUAUAGCUUAUAAUUAUAAUGAACCCUUUCCUUCUCCCGAACAUUCAACGGAACUUUCCCUGCUCCCAACUCAUCUACAUGUAUUGUUCAAUAAUUCCGAAAAGACAGGUGUUUCAAGUUAACUUGGCCUGUUUGUGUGAUCACUGUAGAACCUGCGUGGCCGAUGUUCGCACAACAUUGCACGCAUUAAGGUAAUCUUGCCACAUAAUCUUUUAGAGAACAGGUUCGCUGCGCUAUUCUAAUAAAUAGACCAUUUCCAAUGCGCGUCAUUCGUUUUACAUUU